Jaculus jaculus (lesser Egyptian jerboa) is the source of this 2361-nucleotide messenger RNA. It is a transcript of the gene Mmp9, whose product is annotated as matrix metallopeptidase 9. Gene Ontology annotation, molecular function: zinc ion binding; metalloendopeptidase activity. The transcript is spliced from 13 exons. Gene Ontology annotation, cellular component: extracellular matrix. The coding region runs from base 40 to 2172 and encodes 710 amino acids. The record is from RefSeq and is a predicted model, not a curated record. Lineage: Eukaryota; Metazoa; Chordata; Mammalia; Rodentia; Dipodidae. Gene Ontology annotation, biological process: proteolysis; collagen catabolic process; extracellular matrix organization.
AAAGGGCAACUGCACAGCCAGACACUGCCACCCUCCACCAUGAGCCCCUGGCAGCCCCUAGUCCUGGCACUCCUGGCCCUGGGCUGCUGCUCAGCUGCCCCUCACCAGCGCCAGCCGACUUUUGUGACCUUCCCCAGAGACCUGAGGACCUCCAAUCUCACCAACAUAGAGCUGGCACAGGAAUACCUGUAUCGCUAUGGUUACACGAGGGCUGCGGAGAUGCAAGGAGAGAAACUGUCACUGCGUCCUGCCUUGCUGCUCCUUCAGAAGCAGCUGUCCCUGCCCCAGACGGGUGAGCUGGACAGCAAAACCCUAGAGGCCAUUCGCACCCCACGCUGCGGUGUCCCCGACCUGGGCAAGUUCCAAACCUUCGAGGGUGACCUCAAAUGGCAUCACCACAAUAUCACAUACUGGAUCCAGAACUACUCGGAGGACUUGCCAAGAGACGUGAUCGACGACGCCUUUGCGCGCGCCUUCGCGGCGUGGAGCGCGGUGACGCCGCUCACCUUCACCCGCGUGCACAGCCGCGACGCGGACAUCGUCAUCCAGUUCGGGGUCGCGGAGCACGGAGACGGGUACCCUUUCGACGGGAAGGACGGGCUCCUGGCACACGCAUUUCCUCCAGGGCCUGGCAUUCAAGGAGAUGCCCACUUCGACGACGAGGAGCUGUGGUCAUUGGGCAAGGGCGUUGUGGUACCCACCUACUUUGGAAACGCGGACGGCGCCCCUUGCCAUUUCCCCUUCACCUUCGAGGGCCGCUCCUACGUGGCCUGCACCACGGAUGGCCGCAGCGAUGACGUGCCUUGGUGCAGCACCACGGCCGACUACGACACCGACCGUCAGUUCGGCUUCUGCCCCAGCGAGAGACUCUAUACCCAGCACGGAACCGGAGACGGCAAACCCUGCGUGUUUCCAUUCAUGUUCGAGGGGCGCUCCUAUUCAUCUUGCACCACCGAAGGCCGCUCGGAUGGCUACCGCUGGUGUGCCACCACAGCCAACUAUGACCAAGACAAGCUCUACGGCUUCUGCCCUACCCGAGCCGACUCCACCGUGAUAGGAGGCAACUCUGCAGGCGAGCUGUGCGUCUUCCCUUUCGUCUUCCUGGGCAAGGAGUACUCAUCCUGUACCAGCGAGGGCCGCAGCGAUGGGCGCCUCUGGUGCGCCACCACCUCCAACUUUGACAGUGACAAGAAGUGGGGCUUCUGCCCCGACCAAGGAUACAGUCUGUUCUUGGUGGCGGCACACGAAUUCGGCCACGCACUGGGCUUAGAUCACUCCUCAGUUCCGGAGGCGCUCAUGUACCCCAUGUACCGCUACCUGGAAGGCUCCCCUCUGCAUGAGGACGACGUGAAAGGCAUCCAGCAUCUCUACGGUCCUGGCCCUAAGCCUGACCCCAGGCCUCCAGCCACCACCACACCUAAACCACAGCCCACCGCUCCAGCUACAGUCUGCCCCACAGCACCUCCCACCGCCUACCCCUCAGAGCGCCCCACAGUUGGCCCUACAGGUGCCCCCUCAGCGGGUCCUACCGGUCCCCCCACUGCUGGCCCUUCUCAGGCCCCUACAGUGUCUUUGGAUCCAACAGAGGAUCCCUGCAAGGUGAACAUCUUCGAUGCCAUCGCGGAAAUCCAGAACUCUCUGCAUUUCUUCAAGGACGGGCGGUACUGGAGGCUCUCUGAGCGCAGAGGGCGCCAGCUGCAGGGCCCCUUUCCGAUCGCCAGCAAGUGGCCUGCUCUGCCCGCUAAGCUGGACUCUGCUUUUGAAGACCCCGUGUCCAAGAAGAUUUUCUUCUUUUCUGGGCGCCAAGUGUGGGUGUACACGGGCGCGUCGGUGCUGGGCCCAAGGCGUCUGGACAAACUGGGCCUGGGCUCGGAUGUGUCCCACGUCACCGGGGUCCUCCCGCGCGGAGGGGGGAAGGCGCUGCUUUUCAGCAGGGAGCGCUUCUGGAGGUUCGACCUGAAGACGCAGACCGUGGAUUCCCAGAGCGUCACUCCCGUGGAUAGAGGGUUCCCCGGGGUGCCCUGGAACACACACGACAUCUUCCAGUACCGAGAUAAAGCCUACUUCUGCCAGGACCGCUUCUUCUGGCGUGUGACUUUUUGGAAUGAGGUGAACCAGGUGGACCAAGUGGGCUACGUGACCUACGACAUCCUGAAGUGCUCUGAGGAAUAGGCCUCCCAUUCUGGCCUAGCAGUGCAGUGCAGCUCCCCAGAGACCAUCCUCAUGGGGAAGGAACCGGUUUGCUGGAUACAAACUGGUGGUCCCUUCCAGAGGAUGGGAGGAGUGGAGGUGGGCGGGGCCUUCUCUUCACACCUUUCUUUUACCUUGGACUGUUUUUAAUAAACUUAGAUUCUCUGAUUA